GCACCGGUUACUGUUAAUAAUAUCGGUACUGUUCGCAAGCUCAACUCUGUUAUCUUCCCUGUAAGAUAUGCGGAGAGGUUUUACAAGACAAUUUUAAAUCCUGACUUGGAAGAAUUCUGUAAACUCAUCUACUUCAACGAUAUUCCGGUCGGCACGACAUGCAGCCGUAUUGAAACAGGCUCUGCUGCUGACUCAAAGGCUGGCAGUACUCUUUACAUGAUGACGUUAGGAAUUCUUGCUCCAUAUAGAAAUUACUCGGCGGGAACGAUGGCAUUGAAGGAGAUCAUCGAAGCAGCCUCCACAUACUCAUACCCUUCUUCUCAACCACCCAGUGUGGAGCGUAUCCAAUUACACGUUCAGACGAACAACGUUGAUGCUCGGAGAUUUUACGAAAAACAUGGAUUCAAAGUUGUGAAGCAGGUGGAAGGGUAUUACAAGAAGAUUGAACCUAAGAGUGCUUGGCUCUUGGAAAGAGAUGUGUAG
Cantharellus anzutake is the source of this 483-nucleotide messenger RNA. RefSeq names its product N-acetyltransferase NAT13. Gene Ontology annotation, molecular function: acyltransferase activity, transferring groups other than amino-acyl groups. Lineage: Eukaryota; Fungi; Basidiomycota; Agaricomycetes; Cantharellales; Hydnaceae. The transcript has 4 exons. Gene Ontology annotation, cellular component: NatA complex. The record is from RefSeq and is a predicted model, not a curated record. Gene Ontology annotation, biological process: mitotic sister chromatid cohesion. The annotation marks the transcript as partial.